Molecule: messenger RNA, 600 nt
Organism: Gossypium raimondii (Peruvian cotton)
Lineage: Eukaryota; Viridiplantae; Streptophyta; Magnoliopsida; Malvales; Malvaceae
Exons: 2
Coding region: 1-600 (199 amino acids)
Source: RefSeq, a predicted model, not a curated record
AUGAGAAAACCACCUAUUGAUAAAAUUCAAAUAUAUGAGGCCGAAGAGUUUAGGGUUGCAGUUGAUGAUGACCCUAAGAGAGCCGAGUUCUGGCUUGAGAAUGCGAUCCGAGUUUUCGAUGAGUUAUCGUGUACACCAUCAGAAUGUGUUAAAUGUGCUGUGUCUCUUCUGAAAGAUGUCGCAUAUCAGAAAAAGUACAUAAGUCAACGAUUUCUAGAUCAAAAGCGUAAAGAAUUUCUAGAGUUGAAACAGGGUCAUAUGACCAUAUCUGAAUAUGAAAGAGAAUUUGUGAGACUCAAUAAGUAUGCCCGUGAGUGCAUUCGAAUCGAAGUGGUUAUGUGUAAAAGAUUUGAAGAUAGGUUGAAUGAAGAUAUUAAGCUUUUAGUCGAGAUACUUAAACUGAAAGAAUUUGUGGUUUUGGUUGGUAGAGCUCACAAAGCUGAGGAGCUUAGAAAAGAAAAGAGAAAAGGCGAUUCUGAGGCUAAAGACUCGAGAAAAAGGUCAACGGGAAAAUCUUAUCACUCGUCAUCAAAGAAGUCAAUGGAUUUUCAUAACUGUUCGAUUGCCUCAGUGGGAUAUUUCCAUCAGAGAUCGUGUUAA